Molecule: messenger RNA, 701 nt
Organism: Scylla paramamosain (green mud crab)
Lineage: Eukaryota; Metazoa; Arthropoda; Malacostraca; Decapoda; Portunidae
Product: ctenidin-1-like
Exons: 3
Coding region: 139-492 (117 amino acids)
Source: RefSeq, a predicted model, not a curated record
UACCGCGCCACCGUGACUCGCCUCCCUUCGGCACCAGCACGCUACGUCAUGCGUCGCGGCAACAAGUAUAUAUAGCGAGGCGGCGGCGAGGCUCGGCAGUCGCUUCUUCGCCGAAGAGCAAACACCACCACUGCUAAGAUGAGACCCAUCCACGCACUCCUGGCCCUAGCCCUUGUCGUGGCCUGCGUCAGCGCCGGCGGUAUUGGCGGCGGCGGCGGCUUGUACGGUGGAAGAGGAGGCUUCGGUGGCGGCGGCGGUGGCGGCGGCGGCUUCCACGGUGGAAGAGGAGGCUUCGGCGGCGGCGGCGGCGGUGGCUUCGGUGGCGGCUUCCACGGUGGAAGAGGAGGCUUCGGAGGCGGCGGACGUGGCGGCAGCUUCGGCGGUGGCAGCUACGGUGGCGGCAGGUUCGGUGGCGGCAACUUUGGCAGCUUCGGCGGCAGCCAUGGAGGCAGCUUCGGAGGCGGUGGCUUCAGUAGCGGAUACGGCAAGUAAGACAUCUCUUUUACCUCUUCGCCACAACGCCUGAACGAAAGAGAUCCAGCCCAGGCGUGCAUCUGAGAGCGCGUGCGUGCACAUGUGUGCGUGCACGUUUUCCAAAAAGAAGAAACAUAUUUUGAACCAUCUCAUCUUCACCUUCAUUUUCUCCCCGUCCAUCCUUUUCGAUCCCCGGCGAAGAAAUCAAUAAAUAAUAUACAAACUUA